AUGCUUCUCCAGCACAAACCUGACAUCAGUAUCACUCGAUACGACGGGUGGACCCCCCUUCAUGCUGGCGUUGACAAUCUGGAGGUCACGAAGCUACUGAUUGGCGCCGGUGCCAACCCAAAUAUGCCCAAACAUGACCAGUGGACUCCUUUCCACCUCGCGAUUAGUUGGGGUGAUCAAUCCAUUGCCGAGUAUCUCCUCCAACAUGGGGGUGACCCCAUGUUGAUCACAGAGGAUAGCGAUACAACUCUCCACUUGGCCGUGGGGGCAAAUAUGAGGGAGAUGGCUGAGAACCUCUUGGAAAGUGGCGCCAAG
Trichoderma asperellum CBS 433.97 is the source of this 315-nucleotide messenger RNA. The record is from RefSeq and is a predicted model, not a curated record. NCBI's taxonomy places the organism in Eukaryota, Fungi, Ascomycota, Sordariomycetes, Hypocreales, Hypocreaceae.